Molecule: messenger RNA, 1597 nt
Organism: Paralichthys olivaceus (Japanese flounder)
Lineage: Eukaryota; Metazoa; Chordata; Actinopteri; Pleuronectiformes; Paralichthyidae
Gene: hyls1
Product: HYLS1 centriolar and ciliogenesis associated
Biological process (GO): cilium assembly
Cellular component (GO): non-motile cilium; centriole
Source: RefSeq, a predicted model, not a curated record
ACUGUCCACUAGUUUGUCACCAGAAGAAGAAGAAACCGGAAGUGAAAGCAGGCGUCCUGUUUAAAUGUCGUUAACGGCUCAAAGCUGAGUGUUGUUCACACUGAAGGUUAUAAAGAACAGGUUAUAGAUCAUAUAGAACAAGUUAUAGAUUCUAUAGAACAAGUUAUCAAGUUAUAGUUUCUAUAGAAAAGCUCCAGACUCGUCGUCUCGGUUCCUCGAGCAGCUGAUGUCAACAUCUUGGUGUGACUGGAUCUCAGAGGAGGUGAGAGAAGUUUCUGCUCUUUACUUUAACAACACGCGAGGACUCAUCAGCACACGAAUCAACAGAAGAACACAGGAGCUGCUUCUCGUCUGUGGGUCAGAGCUUCAUCAUUCGGUGUCAGCUUCUCUUUCGGCUGAAGAACCUGAAGAACUCUGCAGCAGGUUCCUGUUUCACUCCACCUCCUGGACGUGAAGCUGGAAACAUCAUGGACAACCUGGAUUUCUCCGAAGAGGAGAUUCAAGAGCAGCUGGCGCUCCUCGGCUACAGAAACAUACCAACGCACAGGCUGCAUGAAUUCAAGCAAGAUCUUGAUGAACUGAUUCGACGUGGAGAAUGGAAAACUCUGGCGUCACCCACCCAGACAGACGUCACCAGAACUCACCCAGCCUCGGCUCAGCCCAGUCCUCCUGCCUACACCAAAGAAAAAGUUAGUCAGAGCUACUUUCAAGGCAGCGAUGAGGGAUUUUUCUUGCAUCCGUCCAAAACAUUCCACGAAAGUCAGCUGCACACCACGAGUCAGAACAGACGAUGUGUACAGCAGCAGGGAAACUGUGACUCUUACGCCCGACACUCGGUGGCUCCAAAGCUCCAGCUGCCCUCAGGAGCCCCCAGCAGGCGGCAGGUGGAGCAGGACCCCGAGGACGCCCUCCACCCGUCAUUCACAGACAGCUACACAUCUCCUGACUCCCAGGGGCGACGCCUAAUCAAGAGGAAAGUCCUCAGGAAACACGAAGGACAAUCUCUCGUCUGCGAUGAAUCGUUCUACAGUGAAGACUCAGACGCAGCGAGCUGUCUGGAGGACGGACUGGCAGAGCUUCACGUGUCCUCGUCCACGCAACGUGACUUUGAGACGGAGAACGAAGACGUCACCGGUCACAGCUCAGACGAGGACAGGAUCUCGUUGAGUGCUUUUGAAUCCUACAUCAGCGGCAUGACUGACUCUCAAAGUGACUGUGACCUCAGGCCCAAACCGAAAUCCUUCAUCCGACCAGUGAUGAAUCAGCAGAACGUAAAGAAAACUGACCCAGUGGCCAAAUAUUUUCAGUACAAGCAGUUCUGGGAAACGUUUAAACUCCCGGGAGAGAAAGACCGACGAGCUCUGCGCUGGGAGAUCAGGGAUCGUCUGGCAUACGAGCCUCCACCGAAACCUCGGAGAGUUCUGGUGCCCAACACCUACAUCGUGCCAACAGAGAAGAAGCGUUCAGCGCUGCGCUGGGAGAUCAGGAGCGAUUUAGCCAACGGCCUCCUUCCUCACAAGUUCAACGAUUGAUUUUAAACCUUUCUCUCCUCGUCUGCCUUUUAGAUACUUUUAGACAAACUUUGGAUUGUUUUUUU